Messenger RNA from Cornus florida, 1050 nucleotides. RefSeq names its product WAT1-related protein At1g43650-like. NCBI's taxonomy places the organism in Eukaryota, Viridiplantae, Streptophyta, Magnoliopsida, Cornales, Cornaceae. The record is from RefSeq and is a predicted model, not a curated record. The transcript is spliced from 5 exons. Gene Ontology annotation, molecular function: transmembrane transporter activity. The coding region runs from base 59 to 967 and encodes 302 amino acids. Gene Ontology annotation, cellular component: plasma membrane.
CAAUAUCUAUAUAAUUCCCUCGAACAAGGGCAAGAUAUAUAUUAGACGGUACUGCGACAUGAAGGCUUUACUUUGGUUAACAGAGGCUAUGGAGAAGCAUAAGCCUUUUAUUGCAAUGAUAUUUAUACAGUUUGUGUAUGCAGGCAUGUCCUUGUUCUCCAAGGCAUCAAUGAAUUCAGGAAUGAAACAUUCUGUUUUUGUCGCUUAUCGACAAGGAUUCGCUACAUUUGCCUUAGCUCCAUUUGCUUUCUUCCUCGAAAGUAAUAAGAAAGUUCCACUAUCAUGCAAUUUAGUCUGCAAGAUCUUCUUUACUUCUUUAUGUGGGCUUGCUCUGAGCAUGAAUCUCUUCUAUUUGGGAAUUAAAUACACCUCUGCAACAUUUGCUACAGCCAGCACUAACGCAAUUCCUGCCGUGGUCUUUAUCAUGGCUGUUUUGUUAAGGAUGGAAAGUGUUUGCAUAAGGCAAUGGCAUGGAAUAGCCAAGGUGUUUGGUUCUGCAGUGGGACUUUCAGGGGCUAUGGUGUUUACUUUCAUUAAGGGGCCUCCUAUUUACUCAGGUAUUGAGAAGGAAGUUUCAGAGUCCACAAAGAAUAAUAGUUCCAAAGAGGAUUGGAUAAAAGGAGCUCUUCUCAUGUUUGGAUCCAUCCUCACAUGGUCUUUGUGGCUCAUUUUGCAGCGUCCUCUUAUGAAGCAAUAUCCAGCAAAAAUACGUCUUACAACUAUGCAAAUCUUCUUUUGCUGCAUAAUAUCUGCACUUUGGAGUGUUGCCAUGGAUAGGGACAUAUCAUUGUGGAAGCUUGGAUGGGACGUUAAUCUUAUUUCCUUGCUCUAUUGUGUAUGUUUGAAUCUUAUUUCUUUGCUCUAUUGUGUAUGUUUCUCCGUACAUUUUAACAUUAAUUCGAUUAUGUUUUUAAACAUUUUUUUUAUUUCUCAAACUAUGUUUGGAAGUAUAGAAUCAACGUUUUAAAAUUAAAAUUAAAAAAAAAUUAAUUCAAAGUAACGCAUCAUCAAUGCAUUUCCUAAUUAUUAUUAUUAUUUGCAUAUUCCCAA